AUGUUGUAUAAUAAUUUAAUGAUAUUUAUAUUUGAAAGCUUGUAACAUGUGAUUUGAGCUUUAAUUAAAUGUACUUAAAAACGCCCCUAUUUAAUAUAUACAUAUAUACUUUCAGUAUAAUUGGAAUUCUAUAAUAAACGAGAAACCACGACAACUCACCAAUCAUUUUUUUUGUUGCCAAACGAAUGGACACCAUGUAUUAGCAUAUUAAUCGACACAUCAAGAGAAAAUAUAUAAUAAAAAAAAAAGGAUUUUAGAUUGAGACUUGAUGACAAUAUAUUGGACAAGAUUGAAAGGAUAUAGACAGGUUGGAGAGAGGGUGAGAAAAUUGCGUGGCAACUGGGAAUAUUAUUUUGAGGAUCCUCUGGGGUAUAAAAUAACAUGAACCAAGAGUAACGAGAUCACUUGGUCAACAGAGCUUUAACCUGCAAGCUCAACUACUUCGAAAAAAAAAAACUGCAAGGACUAAAAUACAAAUUCAAUCAAAAUGAUGACCAUAAAAACCAUCUUCAUUGCUGCAUUCAUUCUCAUUAUUCCAUCAUAUACACUGUCAAUUCCAUCAAUAAGAUUUGAACCUAAAGAAAGAGAUGAUGAUGUUUGUCAGGGUUGUGGUGUAAAUUGUGAUAACUGUAAAUAUGGGGUUACUAUUUCUUCUUGUCGUGUUCUCGAAUGUCGAAAGGGACCAGGUGAUGAUUGUGGUGGUGUAAAAGGUACAUGUGGAGAAGGAAUGAUAUGCAUAUGUGACAAAUGCAUUGGUUGCAGUAUCAACACCCUUGAAUGUGCUAGUUCUGAUAUCAUCAGAGAUUGUCUACCUCAUCGUAAUCGUAAUUCUCGUUAUUUAAAUUUAGAACGCGAUAAUCAUUUUACUCUUGUCAAAUAAAUUAAUAUAUACAGAUUAACAACAAAGGCAGUGAUAUAAACAAAAAAAAAAAGACAAAACGAUUUAUGAACGUA
Molecule: messenger RNA, 954 nt
Organism: Aphidius gifuensis
Lineage: Eukaryota; Metazoa; Arthropoda; Insecta; Hymenoptera; Braconidae
Gene: Qbp-1
Product: single insulin-like growth factor-binding domain protein-2
Exons: 4
Coding region: 488-880 (130 amino acids)
Source: RefSeq, a predicted model, not a curated record